CCCGUCAGUUAACCAACUAGACGUCGGCGGGACAUUCAAACCUGAGUCGCUGACGGAAAGUAAACAGGCACGGCUGUGGACGCAUGAAAGAAAGGACUAGACACCACUGACUGGGUGACAUCGGGUUUUUAUUUCAAAUAAAUGUGUCUUCGUUAUGGAAACGUAACCAUUUAGAUUACAGAAUACAGUUUACAACAAACGAAACUACAUUGUUGGGAACCGGAAAAAAAAAAGCCAAACGUAUAGAGCUAAUACCUAUUUAACGUUACUUAUUUAGCUAGGGAAACUCAGUACCAAGAAAAUGGGAGAAUUCGGAGGCCAAACGCGACCGUGCUACGAGCGCCUGACUGCCGAGGAAAUGGACGAACAGCGAAUUCAGAAUGUUGCUUACCAGUACCUUUGCCGCCUGGAGGAGGCCAAAAGAUGGAUGGAGGCCUGUCUCCAGGAGGACCUGCCCGCCCCCAUUGAGCUUGAGGAGGGGCUAAGGAACGGGGUGCUCCUGGCCAAGCUAGGCCACUGCUUUGCACCCAAAGUUGUCCCCCUCAAGAAGAUCUAUGAUUUGGACCAGGAGCGUUACAAGGCAACGGGACUACACUUCCGCCACACCGAUAACAUAAAUCACUGGAGAAAUGCAAUGGUGGAGGUUGGAUUGCCAACGAUCUUCCACCCAGAGACCACCGACAUCUAUGACAAGAAGAACAUGCCACGCACAGUGUACUGCAUCCAUGCCCUUAGCCUUUAUCUGUUCAGACUGGGGCUGGCCCCUCAAAUCCAUGACCUGUGCGGCAAAGUCAAGUUCACAGAGGAGGAGAUCAACAACAUGAAGCGUGAGCUGGAUAAAUAUGGCAUUCAGAUGCCAGCCUUCAGCAAGAUCGGGGGCAUCUUGGCAAACGAGCUGUCUGUGGAUGAGGCUGCAGUGCACGCGGCAGUGAUCGCCAUUAACGAGGCGGUGGAGCGCGGCUGUGUAGAGGACACUGCCCAGGCGUUGAGGAACCCCAACGCCAUGCUGGCUGACCUGUGGAACCACCUCAUGCCCGUCUACCAGGAGAUGCUGCGGCAGGCCCGGGCACAGAAGGCCGCUCGUGCCUAUACCAAGGUGAACGGUUCCGAGGGGAAAGACAUCUAUGAGGAAUACCUCACACAGAGUGAGAUCCAGGACAGUAUCAACAAGGUGAACGUGCGCGCGGUGUUGGAGCAAGUGGACGAGGCUCUGGAGUGUGGGGACUCCCUGGCUCUCAUCUCUGCCCUGCAAACGCCCUGUCUGGCGCUGCGGGGCGUGCGCAGAGACCACGGCCCCUGGUACCUGGAGCAGCUAGCUGCCGACCGCGAGCAGAAGGCCCUGGACUUGGGAUGUGUGGACCCUCUGGAUCACGAUGAGCUGCAGGAGGGUGUCUAUGUGGCAAACGAAGAGGCGCAACGCUCCCAGACAAUGCAGCAGGCGGUGCGGGGCAUUAACGAGGCCUUGCGUGGCGGUGAGCCCAGGCAGACCGCGCGCGCCCUGAUGAACCCGGACGCCCAGCUCCCGGACGUCUACCCCUUCGCCUCCGAGCUGUACCAGCGGGAGCUGGGCCUCCUGCAGGGACAGAGCCCUCAGGGCGAGCUACAACAGGAGGAGCUCUUUGUGGCAGUGGAGAUGCUGUCCGCAGUGGCUCUGAUCAACCAGGCCUUGGAGGCCAAGGAUGGUGGCGCUUUCUGUGCGACCCUGGUCAGCCCAGCAGCGGGGCUGUCUGACAUCGACGACGGUUUGGUUCAGAGGUACUUUGAGGAGCUGUGUGGGCUGAAGAGACAGGCAGGGAGGGCCUUGCUGACGUGGAAUGAGCUCCAGGGCGGGCUCAACACCGUCAACGCAGCGGUGCAGGAAGAGCACGACCAGAUCCUCAGCAUUGGACUGAUCAACCAGGCCCUGUGCCGCAGCGACCCUCAGAAGACCCUGGCCGCGCUGCUGCUGCCCUCCAGUGGCCUGGAGGAGGUACAGCCCGUGAAUGCCAGGCGCUACCACGAUGUGCUGACCCAAGCCAAAAGACGCAAAGCAGAGGAGAGCCGUGAUCCCUCAGCCGAGCUCUGGUUGGCUGACAUCCAAGAGGGGGUGAGGAAAGCCAAUCAGGACACGCAGAGAGCUCUGAAGAUGUCCCUGGGGCUGGCGGCGGUGAAUCAGGCGGUGAAGGAGGGCCGGGCCUCGCAGACGCUGCGGGUCCUGGGCCUGCCUGAAGUGGCCCUGAGGAGCCUGGUGGCGGACUGCGCGGCGGGGUACCAGGCCGAGCUGACCGCCCUGCACAGGGCCAAAGCCGUGGGGGGUGAUAACAGGAGCCCCUGGGUCCGACACAAGACUCAGGACGGGAGCUCAUAUUACUUCCACCUGCAGAGGCUGGAGGGCACGUGGGAGCGGCCCAAGGGCUUUGUGCAGAACAGCCUGUUCCUGGGCCAUGACGAGAUACAGGCGGUUCUGUCGAGCGUGGCGGCGGCGCACAGUCGGGAGGUGCAGUGGAAGGCCAGCGAGGCGCUGGUGGUGCAGCUGCAGGCCAGGGUCAGGGGCUUCCUCGUGAGGCAGAGGCUGGGCCACCGCCUGCACUUCCUGCACACUCAGCUGCCCGCCAUCGUCACCAUACAGUCCCACUGGAGGAGGUACAGACAGCAGCGGGCCUACAGACAGAGGCUGCAGUACCUCUGCCGCAACUGGAGGGCAGUAAUCAAGAUCCAGGCCAACGUGAGGAUGUGGCUGACCAGACGGAGGUACCAGGCUCGGCUCAGACACUUCAGACGAAACGUGGGCGCUAUUGUGAAGAUUCAGGCCUUUUUCAGAGCCAAUAAGGCGCGUGAGGACUACAGAAUGCUGGUGCACUCCCUCGCUCCCCCGCUCUCCGUGGUGCGCAAGUUUGCUCACCUGACAGCGACUGCCUCCCAGGGGGGACUCUGCAUCAGGAGUGCAUCUUUGAAGUAUAGUAUUGUAUAUGUUUUAUAUAUAUAUAAUUUCCAGAUUUCUCUUGCACAGCCUGUAUACUUCAUUACUGAUGAGCAGACAGGCUGAUAGCUUGCUUACUCUGUCUCUCCUGGAGUGUAGGAGGUGGUGUCCCACUGCAAGAAACUGACCAAGAAGAACAAGGAGCAGCUGUCAGACAUGAUGGCUCUGGACAAACACAAGGGGCUCAAGUCCCUGAGCAAAGACAAGAGGGAGAAGCUGGAGGCCUAUCAGCACCUCUUCUACCUGCUGCAGACCCAGCCCCUGUACCUGGCCCAGCUCAUCUUCCUCAUGCCCCAGAACAAGAGCACGCGCUUCAUGGAGACUGUGAUCUUCACCCUCUUCAACUACGGCUCCGACUGCAGGGAGGCCUACCUGCUGCUCCAGCUCUUCACCACAGCCUUGCGUCACGAGAUCAAACUGAAGGUGGACGCGCCCCAGGAGCUGGUGAAGGGGAACCCGACCGUCAUCAAGAUGCUGGUGAGCUUCUACCGGCACGCCCGGGGCCAGAACGCCCUCAGGGAUGUCCUGGGGCCCGCCAUCCGGGAGGUGCUGCAGGAGCGGGCCCUCAGCAUCCGCACGGACCCCGUGGAGAUCUACAAGAGCUGGAUCAACCAAGCCGAGUCCCAGACGGGCCACAAGAGCUCUCUGCCGUACGAGGUGAGCGCCGAGCAGGCCCUCGGCCACCCCGAGGUCCAGCGCCGCCUGGGCGUGGCCAUCAGCAACCUGAAGACCAUGACCGACCGCGUGCUCAACGCCAUCACCACCAACGUGCACAAGCUGCCAUACGGGAUGCGGUACACGGCCAAGGUCCUGAGAGAGGCACUGCAGGAGAAGUUCCCCCAGGCCAGCCAGGACGAGCUCUACAAGAUCGUGGGGAACCUGCUGUAUUACCGCUACAUGAACCCGGCGGUGGUGGCGCCGGACGGCUUCGACGUGGUGGAGUUCUCGGCGGGCUCGGCGCUGCUGCCGGACCAGCGGCGCACCCUGGGCUCCAUCGCCCGCGUCCUGCAGCACGCCGCCGCCCACAAGCACUUCCAGGGCGACAGCGCGCACCUGCGCGCCCUCAACGACUACAUCACGCUCACGCACGCCAAGUUCAGCAAGUUCCUGCAGGCCGCUUGUGACGUCCCGGAGCCGGAGGAGCGCUUCAGCAUCGAUGAGUACUCGGAGAUGGUCGUCCUAAACAAACCCGUCAUCUACAUCUCCAUCAGCGAGCUCAUCAACACCCACAAGCUGCUGCUGGAGCAUCAGGACUGCCUGAGCCCGGACCCCUCUGACCCCCUACGGGAGCUGCUGAGGGAUCUUGGGAAGGUGCCGUCUAUCCAGGCUCUCGUUGGGGAGGGAGUAGUGACCUCUGGGGACCCCAACGCAGAACAGAUCCUGACACAGUACAGCAAGCUCGAGGUGUCUCUGACCCUGACCAGCAAGUUUGACAUCUUCCGAAGCUCCGAUGACCGGCCUGAUGCCAGAGGGAUCCUGCUCAGUACCAAGCAGCUGAUCAUCGAUGUGAUCCGGACGCAGCCCGGGGAAACGCUGGGUGAAGUUCUGAGGUCCUCCAUCUCCCGUGACCAGGAAGCGCAGCACUGCUGGAUGAUGCAGCGGCGAGCUCAGCGCGACGCCCGCACCCCGGAGAAGAUGAAGAGGAACCAGUCGCUCGUCGCCGACGGCAACCUGUCCCUGGAAGAGAAGAAGAGGAAGAUUCAGAGGAGCCUGAGGAGGCUGGAGGCCCUGGGGGUGCUGACCCCCCCAGACACCGAGGCCCAGAUCCUGCAGCUCAUCGCCAAGGACAUCCGUCACCAGCGGCUGUACCGCCAGCGGCGGCAGGCGGAGCUGGUGAAGCUGAGGCAGACAGCGCACAGCCUGCACUGCAAGAGCUCCUUCCACAGCGAGCAGGUGGACUACUACAGCCAGUACAUCACCACCUGCCUGGAGAACCUGACCGCCAGCAGCAGUAAGGGGAACGGGAGGAAGGCGGCGGAAAGCAAGGGGAAGAAGUGCAAGCAGCCGGCCCUGACGUACACCGCCGCCCGGCUGCACGAGAAGGGGGUGCUGCUGGAGAUCGAGGACCUGCCUGUGACCCAGUUCAAGAACGUGAUUUUUGACAUCGUGCCCAGUGAGGAGGGGGGCACGUUCCAGGUGAAGGCUCGCUUCAUGGGAGUGGACAUGGAGAAGUUCCCUCUCAAAUACCAGGAUCUGCUGCAGCUCCAGUAUGAAGGAGUUGCUGUGAUGAAGAUGUUUGACAAGGCCAAAGUCAACGUCAACCUGCUCAUCUUCCUCCUCAACAAAAAGUUCUUCAAAAAGUGAUGAGCUGAAAGAAUACGUCUCCAGAACAUAACCAAAUUCAAACAAAUGUCACUCCUGAGGCUUUAUAUCCUAGUUUCACUGAUUGAAACCACAUGCCAGCCGUUGAAUAUUAUAACGGGUACGUUUUUAAGAAUGCAACGUGCUUUCUUAAAGACCGGGACUAAAUGCAAAACCUUGAUUGAAUGGUGCAUAAAGCGUUUGAAGAUUGACACAGUAGUUGUCUUCACACCAUCUUCAUAGUAAGUUGAUAUUUAAGUAUCCCGGGCCAUUUAUUCAGCACUGAUAUUGACCCCAAACAUGACAUGCGAUUUCAACAUUCUGAAGUCCUUCCUAGGAUUAGACUUGCAUGUUUUACCAGUUAACUGAAUACAUGUGCUAGAAUUAUUUACAAGACAAGACUACAACACUACAACAGCCAGAUUUUAGGAAAUUUUCCAUCAUAACUUUAGAAUCAACGGACACAUGAAAAUGCCAAAAAAGCUGAACAAGUCCAAUGAGGAUGAGUUUAGUGGCUCAGUCAACGUUUCUGGGAGAGGAAAACGUAUUUAUUUUAUUGUACAGUGACAGUGCAGUGAGUUGAGAACAGGAGCAAUCAGAUGAGAUUAUGAGGUUCUGUAGUUUUUUUUUGUUUGUUUGUUUGUUUUGCAUGAAUUGGGCAAAUGGAUAUGGCAGCUUUAAACAUAUUUGUAUGUUAUUUGGGUUUAUAUUCAGUGCCAUUUAAUAGGAUUGCGAGCCCAUACUAAGAGCUCAAGCUUAUGUCCUUUUCCUCUAGAAGAUAAUUACGCUGUUUUUAUUAACAUUACUAUUAUUAUGGAAGCAGGGAUAUUUUUGUUUCUUUCAAAUGCUUUACUGUUCAAGGUACCCAUGACCAGCUUGAAUUAGUUUUAUUAUGUACAAGCACCUGUUUGUUUUUAUUAUGAUUUUGUAUAUCAAAAGGGAAUAUCUACAUGGCUUUCAUAUAUACAUUUAGCAUUAUUGAUUAUUCGGUAUCUGUGCACUCCUUUUGUUUCACUUGUAUUCAGAGGCAUAUUUUCAUGGGCUGUCAUAAUCAUAUUUUAAGGUUGGCGGCUUCGUCACCGUUCCCCUUUUAAACCCCUGACCAGCUCCACAUGCAUUAUUUAUGGGAUGCACUUAAAUAGAACACUCCAGCUAGCACGUAUUAUGCAUACAAUCCCAGGGUAUUAGUGCGCAGCUUUUAAUUGGCUAAAGCCUGCUGUUUAGCUUCUGGAGGUUACACUCCUCAUGUAUAUCUGUGAGAUUCUGAAUUGUUUGAUCUCUUUUCGGAGUUAACCCUUUUUUUUCUUUUUCACCGUGUGGCAGAGGAAAUGGCAGUUGCGACGGGCGACUUCCUGUGAUUGUUUUAUUUUUUUGUCCUAGCUUCUGUGCUGUUGAUCACUAAAAGGAGCAGCACAACUGAAAGGCAUGUGCCAUUUUUAACAGAAUGCACGGACGACACUGAGGUGAUGGACAUGCCCCUGUCUUUGGUCUUUGGUUGUUCUGGAGGCGAAUUGUCUCACUACCUAAUUUAAGCUGCUGUCGGUUUGGACCCAGCCAUUCUCCUGUAAAUAUUUUCUAAUGUAAAUGCAUUUUUCUUUAACCUGCCCCUUUUGUUACACUGUCCUGCUUUCUUCUAGUAUCCAGACUCUUAUAGCUUCAUCUUUUCAUUUCACUUUCUUUAAAAACACUAACAUCCUCUUGUGAUAUAAAUGGUUUUAAAAGCCUUGGACAAAGAGCCUCUGAAUUACCUGCUCUUUUAUAAAUAUCCUCUGACAUGUGCAUGGGAAACAUCCCAUUGUAACAUUACUAGUCGAUCUGGGAGGUGGAUGUUUUGCAUCAGUUUGGAAAAUUUAAACCCUUCUGUUCUGACAUUUGUGGAACCCUUCUGAGAGAAAUUACAAUUUAUGUUCAGUGCGCUUGUUUGUCAAAAUAAAAUCUGAUCGAGUA
Anguilla rostrata (American eel) is the source of this 7207-nucleotide messenger RNA. It is a transcript of the gene iqgap3, whose product is annotated as IQ motif containing GTPase activating protein 3. Gene Ontology annotation, biological process: regulation of GTPase activity; mitotic actomyosin contractile ring assembly actin filament organization. Gene Ontology annotation, cellular component: cell cortex. Gene Ontology annotation, molecular function: actin filament binding; calmodulin binding; GTPase activator activity. The record is from RefSeq and is a predicted model, not a curated record. The transcript has 38 exons. NCBI's taxonomy places the organism in Eukaryota, Metazoa, Chordata, Actinopteri, Anguilliformes, Anguillidae.